UGCGCACCUGGGUUUUACGGGGAAAACUGUUCCAUGGACUGCCAUUGUGAACAUUGUCAUAACGUCAAUGGCUCGUGUGCCUUGUAUUCAACACAGUGUCGUGGAGGUUUUCGACUAGAAGGCGAAUUUUGUAAACCUGAAAACAGCAAACCGACAUCGGUAGGGGCCAUUGGUGGUGGUGUAGGGGCUGCAAUAGCGGCCAUAAUUGGGAUUUCCGUCGGUCUAUGGUUCUUCCGUAGAAGAAUCAACUCUAAAAACACGAAUCGCUCGAGUGAUUCUACAGAACUAACCGAUAUAUCAAAAGUUCAAAGACAAGUCAAUGCACAUGAAAAUGCCGUUUAUAAGGAUACUAAAGCGAAUGCAAAAAUAUACGCAAACACAGAUAGCGACUACUACAGUUACAAUGAAGUUGUCCCGGGAAUCAAGAUACAUUUACUGUGGGACUACAUUCGCGAAAAGACAAAGCCUGGAUCAUCGUUUUUUGAAGACGAAUUUGCCAAACUACCGGCAGGUUUAAUCCAUAAACACGACUUAGCUGCCGCCGUAGAGAACCGAGGCAAAACCCGCUACCGGGAGAUGUUUGCUUACGACCACUCUCGAGUGCCUUUGGAAAAGGAAAAGCCAAGCGACUCCGAAUAUAUAAAUGCCAGCUUCAUUCACGGAUUUGGAAAAGUGACUAAGUUCAUUGCAUCCCAAGGUCCAACGGAAAAAAUGAUCGACGAUUUCUGGCGCAUGAUUUGGCAGCAACGUGUGAACAAGAUUGCAAUGCUUACUAAUGUUUUUGAAAUGGGAACGUUAAAAUGCCUGCAAUACUGGCCAGAGGAAAUCAAUGGUGUAUGCACGUACAGUGGUGUGGAAAUAAAGUAUACAGCUAUAGAGGAGACGUUCGACUACAAUAUCAGAUCUUUUGACAUACGUCGGGGGAAGGAGUCACGACGGGUAAAACAGUUUCACUUCAAGACAUGGCCCGACAAGGACGUUCCCGAGACGACCUGGAGUCUGGUCGAUUUCUGGAGAGUCGUUGAUACUACUGAUGCGGCGAACAUUUCGCCAAUUGUCGUACAUUGCAGCGCGGGUGUUGGUCGGACGGGAACAUUUAUCGCCCUUGACGUAUUAAUAACACAGGCAAGGAUGGAAGGAUCCAUUCGACCCCUUCAAAUAGUCGAGGCGCUGCGUCAACAAAGGGUCAACAUGGUUCAAACAAAGGAGCAAUACAAAUAUCUUCACGAAGCCGUGGCUGAAGCCCUACUGAUUGGGACACAUCCUGUUCUUACACGGCAGUUCGCAAGCGUCGUCGACUACAUGAUGGGCAAAGAGAGAGAAUCUAUGACUACGAGACUUGAAGAACAAUUUAAUUUAAUUGUCAAAUGUAUCCAAGAGGUACCUGAAUCGGCUGAAGAACAAUCGUCGGGUCCAACAUAUGGGAAUAUGGAGACAGUCAUGUCGGAAAUACACGCAUACCGACCGCAACUGCAAAAACGAGGUUCGAAGAUCAUCCAGCGACUGGGAGCCAUUUUCCUUCCGACUGUUGGCAAUACCAAUGCACUGCUAGUGUGCAUGUCACCCACCGACCAACACAUGGAAGAGUUCUGGUCCUUAGUCGACGAGCAUCAUGUAACCACGGUAAUCAGCCUGGCUUCACCCGGCAGCGCGACAUAUGAGACCUGUCAGCAUUUGGGUGCUCGAGGAAGCGGUCGGGUUGGACAGUUUUCUGUCAAUUACCUUCAUGAAAAGAAAAACAAAGGCAGUGUGGAAAGAACUUUCUCAUUCAGAGAUGAGAAUCACGAGGAUGAGGACUACCUGACCACAAUAAAGCAGUUCCAAUUAACCUCCUGGCUGGAGGGACAUGACACGCCUUCAGAUAUGCAGUCAUUCCUUGAUCUGCUUGAAGAGGUACUGAAGUGGCAGCCACACCUAUCCGACAAAAGACCAAUUCUGAUCCAUUGCCAAACUGGUUUCAUGCGGUGCGGACUUACCGCGUUGGUCCUGAACGAGAUACAACGCAUCAGAAAAGAAAAUGGGCAAAUUAACAUCGUGGUAUCUUUCAAAACUAUGAAAACCAGGUGUCGUGAUUUGGUUCACAACAAGACACAGUACAGAUUUUGUUAUGAAGUCAUUUUGGCCUACAUAACGAACUCGGGAACCUACCAGAACCUGUAAACCAGUCAAUACACAGCUUGAAAUCCUUCAAAAACAUACGCAAUGUCAAGGAAAAUGAUUAGGAAGUGUGCGUUGUAAAUUGAUUUAACAAACAUUUUCUCAUUACUUAUUGCAUAGAUUACUAGUGCAGGAUUAUAAGUAAUCACGUUGUGUGCACAUAUAUGUAACUCGGAAUGUAUGUUAUUUAAAAAAAAUGUUUUUAUAAAUUGAAGUGAACAAAUUAAAUAUUAUUGAACAAUUUGUCUUUUCUAUUCAAAUUACCUCGACAAUUAAGUAUGUUUAACGCGCAAAACCAAUACAAAAAGUUAUUGGCUCACUUUUCACCCAUUUAUUGCAAGUUACGUAUUUGCAUUAAUCAACUGUUAGUUUCGGGGGGCUAUAAUAUGCUGGGACAUUAAGGAUGCCUAGUUAUUGUGUUUCUUUGUUAUGUGUCUACAUGUUUUUUGUAAGGUGUAGAGUCACUUUGAUGCACGUAUUAACAAGAUUGAGUAACUUCCACACCAUUGAAUUCUCACAAAACAAAAACAAAGCUACAAAUACUUGAAAGCAAAAAAAACAACAUAUUGCGAUCGCAUCUUUUCCAAAUUAUUUUCUCACUUACAAGUUACACAUGCAGAGUUUAAAGUUGAUCGAUGUGGGACAUUACAUUUUUCUUCACGAUUUCGUUUGUUUUGUCUAAAUACAAAUUCUUUUUUAGAUAAGAUUGUUUGUUUCAACAAAAAAUUUAUUCAAGAUUAACAGCUUUGUAAAUGGGAAACUAUCAGUUCUUACUAAUUCUCAAAGUUGUUCCUAUCUUUGCAAAUAUAUGUCUUAUCAAUCAUAUACUUUCUUAGUGCUUUAUAUGCAUAACAUUUUAAUCAGAAUUUGUAUUAUACGUAAAGAGUAAAUAAUAUGCAUAAACUAGUUUCUUUUUAAUAGGAUACGAUUUUCGUUAUUACAUAUUUUUCUUUUGUUGUUCAAACGUAUCGUUGGAUAUUGCUAAAUACAUGUGAAACUAUGUACAUAUUCAUGUAAAACAACGUCAAACUGUUAUUACUAAAGACAUUAUUUGUAUAUUAAUUCGGCCUAAAACCAUCAUAGAUUACUGACUUUGAGACUAU
Messenger RNA from Dreissena polymorpha, 3260 nucleotides. Its product is annotated as receptor-type tyrosine-protein phosphatase kappa-like. Gene Ontology annotation, molecular function: protein tyrosine phosphatase activity. Gene Ontology annotation, biological process: protein dephosphorylation. Lineage: Eukaryota; Metazoa; Mollusca; Bivalvia; Myida; Dreissenidae. The transcript has 19 exons. The coding region runs from base 34 to 2160 and encodes 708 amino acids. The record is from RefSeq and is a predicted model, not a curated record.